UAGUGAAACUUUCGUCGCUAAUAAAUAAAAACGUCGUCCUUCGAGACAUCAAAUAGCUUAAUAUUUUAAAAUAAGGUUUUCGAUAAUAACGUUCCCCAUAGAACACACAAACGCACACACACGCACACACACAAACACAAGGAUGUUUCGGAUAAUUAAGCUCCUUACUCCACUAAUAAUCUUUGGCAUUUCUCAGGCGACCACAUGGAGAUCGGAAAACGGCGAGGAUCAGUGUGAGGCAGCUAUCAAGAAGGUCGUCCGAGAAGAUCGGGCCAUAAUAGAAGAUGACAGUCUAACUAGGCUACGCUAUACAUGGUCGUCUCAAGAAUGCGAAGUACGCGCCGGUCCAGAAUAUAUCAUUCGAAAGUAUACAUUUUUCGAAAACGGCACGUUCUUGUUGCUGCGCUAUCACUAUGCCGAAGAAUCUUGUAGCAUAGCAACGCACACCGUAGUAGCACGUGGAUCCAUCCAACUUGGUUUACCAUCCGCGUUGAUACCUGGUGCGACUGAUACCAAAUUUCACAUAGACAUUGUUCAUAUUGUACCAUUGAAUCGUCAGAUCGCGAAUAAAUUUGGGCAUAGAUUAAACGUCACUUGUAGCCUACAACCUAAAUGGCGUCCGUACGUGGCUCAACCAAUUUACGAGCGUCUUCAUCGUCAAUUCGAAUCUCCUUCCUGGUACGGUCCAAGAUAUAAUUCGCUUCAAAGUUAUCCUUUCUCGAAAAAAGGAAAAGCGAUAGACUGUUUGGAAACGCUUGGAAUCGAGUUCGACGAAUUGAGUAUGCUAAGAGUGCAAAAGAAAGAGUUCGAUCAGAAAUACGUUGUGCCUGGUUCAAACGUUAAAUCGAAAGUCGAAUUGGCGCUUGCAAACGUGCCACCGAACGUUCAAUCUCCAUGGAUUCGUCGAGCCACGUCGUUACAAUCUACCAUGUUAAUCCGCAUGGAUACCACAAGCGAAUGUCCGAUCUGCGGUAGUAUAUUCCGAGGAACGGAAUAUAAUCCACCUCUGUUACACGAGGUAGCGCCACUUCCAGCGUUGCUCGGUGGUUCCUGGAUAAGCUCUCAAUGCGAGAGCGUCAAAGGUGGUCUAUGGUCUCGACGACGCGUGAAAAUUUAUUCCGGUGACAAACUUUGGACAGGUCGUUGGGAUUAUCAUUUAGAUCCACGAUGUAUCAUUUUCUCUUACUCGAUCACUGCGGCAGGAAGCUACGUGCAACGUGCCGGAAGAUAUAAACGCGAAAAAGAUAAUGCGAAACUAUUUCAAUUAUCUUGGUAUCCUUCGAUGGACAGGCUAAAGGAUAGAUCGAGAAGAAGUAUGGAUGGGGCGUAUCGUCAUCUCUUUCGAAACGCUCGACCUUCGAUGAUCGAAUCAUUUGCCGCUAUGCUCAGGGGCAAUAAGAAACACGAAGAGGUCGUAACGAGCGCGGAGACAUCCUCGGGUACACCCUCCGGGACGACGGAGUUGGACCUUCACGUAGCCGAGAGCGUCCUCGUUCCAGGAGAUAUGUCGAUAGUUGACCGAUGUGCUGGCAAAGAGGCAGGCAAACCUCUUACCUUAUGGCCCAGUAAUUGCGUUCCUCUAGCCAUAGAAGCGCCAUCCACUCUUCGAUUAAGGGCCAAAAUUGGCGUUAGUUGGUCGGGUCAAUACAUCCUGCGAUUAAGUCCGAGAGAUGACGACAUUUGGGAUAUGCCGCUUCGUCAAUGCGGAUCAACGAAUUCGCGCAAUCCUAGAUUAAGAGUAUAUCUUAGGAAAAGCCUAGGGCUUAAAUAUGGACUUGCUUCUUCGGCAAUUUCACUCAAUCGGACAUCCGUCCACUUGACCGUGUUCGUCCUUUUCUUUUUCCAUUAUUUUUACCGAACAGACAGUCUUCUAUUAUAAUUUUGUGAUAUAAUUUUGAUUGUCCGUUAAAUUUAAGAAAGUUUAGCGUCGUAUGUACUUAUUAGAUGUACGCGAAUACACAGUAUGUACCUACUUUAGUAUGUAUCUACUUAGCUUCCACUCGUUUCAAGGAUAUCGUUCGUAGGAUAAAAUGGGAAAAAGAAACGGAAAGAAGAGAGAAAAAAGAUAAAAGAAAUACUCGAGAAUAUUUAUAAGAAAUAAUGAAAAGCUUUGGUGAACGAACGAUAUCAAGCAGUGAUUCAAAGUACAAUCCUUUUGGCCUCGCCGAGUGAGACAAACCUGAUGAGUUGAGGUUUCCUUCUGAAUCUUGUACAUAAUUUGUAUAUACAUAAUAUUACGAUUAUUUUUUUUUCUCUUUCUUUCCUUCGUGUGCGUGCGAGGGUGCGUGCGUGCGUGCGUGCGUGCGUGCGUGCGUGCGUGCAUGCGUGCGUGCGUGUAUGUGUGUAUAAGAAUAAGUAUAUGGUAUAUUAUAGUUUAAAUAGCCUAUUAUCUCGGCUGUCUUCAAGCAAGAAUAAUGCUAAUACUAAUAAGAAACUAAUAAAGAAAUAAAUCCGA
Vespa velutina is the source of this 2455-nucleotide messenger RNA. Its product is annotated as protein APCDD1-like. The transcript has 5 exons. Gene Ontology annotation, biological process: negative regulation of Wnt signaling pathway. The record is from RefSeq and is a predicted model, not a curated record. The coding region runs from base 143 to 1879 and encodes 578 amino acids. Gene Ontology annotation, cellular component: plasma membrane. NCBI's taxonomy places the organism in Eukaryota, Metazoa, Arthropoda, Insecta, Hymenoptera, Vespidae. Gene Ontology annotation, molecular function: Wnt-protein binding.